Messenger RNA from Styela clava, 1523 nucleotides. RefSeq names its product histone H3. The record is from RefSeq and is a predicted model, not a curated record. Gene Ontology annotation, molecular function: structural constituent of chromatin; protein heterodimerization activity; DNA binding. Lineage: Eukaryota; Metazoa; Chordata; Ascidiacea; Stolidobranchia; Styelidae. Gene Ontology annotation, cellular component: nucleosome.
GGUCGUCGUAUUUAUAUUCGCCGGAGGGUUUAACAAAGGCGCCAAUCCUUAUCUUUUAAAGGCAAUGAUUAGGGGCUUGUGAUUGGGCGAAAUUCAAUCACUAACCAUCAAUUGUUCUACUAGCCAAUGAGAACGCCGGAUAUAGACUAUAUAUUUCAAAUUCUUUCUUCAACCGCAUCAGUGUUAUCACAUCGAUAGAUCUGUCACUUCUAAGAUGGCGAGAACAAAGCAAACCGCAAGGAAGAGCACGGGUGGCAAGGCCCCCCGCAAACAGUUGGCAACUAAAGCCGCUCGUAAGAGUGCGCCCGCCACUGGUGGAGUGAAGAAACCACACAGGUACAGGCCAGGAACCGUCGCUCUGAGAGAGAUUCGUCGCUACCAAAAGUCAACAGAGCUGUUGCUCCGCAAACUACCAUUCCAGCGUUUAGUUCGUGAAAUCGCUCAAGACUUCAAAACUGACCUGCGCUUCCAAAGCAGCUCUGUGAUGGCCCUGCAAGAAGCGAGUGAAUCUUACUUGGUUGGUCUGUUUGAAGACACAAACUUGUGUGCAAUUCACGCCAGGAGAGUCACAAUCAUGCCAAAAGACAUUCAGCUGGCACGUAGAAUCCGUGGCGAGCGAGCUUAAAUUUUAUACCAAACAAAACGGCUCUUUUUAGAGCCACCAAAAGCAAUUCUAUCGAGUUUCUUCUACAUCCCGUGGCGACUGGAAUACAUAAAUACUCACGAUUACAAAAUUAUAACUUGUAGAAAAAAACGGCAGUGAACCAGGCUCUCUCCAGCUUGACGGUGUAAAAGUAAACCCGUUGCAACGAUUCCGCGCGGGUCUUACUACUUACUGAACAGAGCGCAGAAGAGAGGAAAACAUUUUUCUUUCAUUAUUUAUUAGCGUCCGGGAAAUUUUAAUUAAAUAAUUUGAUUGGAAACUCUACCUACGAACGGCUCUGGUUACGAAAAAUCCAACUUUCGAAAAUUCUUAUCGUAAAAAUAUUGCUUCGACACACGUAAGGACCGACAAGCGAAAAUGAAAAGCGCGUGUUGUGAUAUUUAUUUGUUUUAGGUCAAUGCAAUGUUUUAGGUUAAUGCAGUGCUUGAAGCAGGGAAGUCCAAUUGAAAUAAUAUUCAAAUAUCGCCACUUUCGAAAAUUGUUUUUCGUGUUUAUAAGAACAACGAAUAUGGUACGCAAAUCCUAUCCCGCUUGAUUUAAAACAUUUCACAAUUAUUUCAUUUUUUAUCGUAAUCAAACGCAGACUUGCACGCCAUUAAAUUACACCCGACAUGAAAGGAUUUCAAUUAACGUCGACUUGGAAGUGCUUUAUACGACGUCAAUGAUGUUUUUGAUUGGAAAUAUUUUGCAAUUAUUUUAUUUUAGCCGAUUCUAUUCUGAAGCUCCAGAAGUAUGUGCACCAAGAUGGCGCACAACCCGAACACAGUAGGUACGGUACCGGUACAGUACUGAUAAACGGUAUACGAAGGGUGUACAGCCAAAGCCGGGGAUUAUAACUCCAAUAUAUUAAAUUAAUCAA